CGCCACGCUGGCUCCCGCUUCGAUGCGUCCGCAUUGUCCGUAAUGGUUUGCAGAAUGAGGCGGCUCCAGAUCCGCUCCGGGAGGACGAGGAGACGCCCCGCCUCGGAUCAGAGGAAAAUAAUAUGCGGAGACAUCAAAGCCCUGACCGCUCGAGCUGAGGCCACCGCCAUCGAUGGCCCUGAGGCGCCCCAUUAUGGAUGCGUGGUCACUUCACCAGUCUCCCGAAGAAUCCGCUAUUGGUUUGGAACUGAGCCACCCAGAGGAGACACUUUGACACCUCAUGUAAUGGUGGAGGAUUGGGACAUCAACGAGGUUGUCCUUCAACAUCGACGGCCCCUGCCUGUUGGCCGUUUCGGACCCGCUUCCAGAUCCCUUGAGACCCCAUACCUUGACUAUCCCCUCUGCAAAUCUGACUUAACGUGGAAAACCUAUGGACCCUCUUGGAAAACCUGCGUUCAUCACAACCCAGAGAUUGUGACUCCCCAUGGCAUACCUGAUACUUAUAUAAUUGACUGGUCAAAAGACGGGGAUCUCCCUUUGCGCCGCUCCCCCCCGCUUUCAGAAUAUGGGCCAUACGACCACAAUAAUUCUGCUCCCGGGGGACUGCUAUCACUGGGGAGGAUGAGACACCGGACUUAUGAAAAAUUGUUGCGGCCAUGA
Callorhinus ursinus (northern fur seal) is the source of this 660-nucleotide messenger RNA. NCBI's taxonomy places the organism in Eukaryota, Metazoa, Chordata, Mammalia, Carnivora, Otariidae. The record is from RefSeq and is a predicted model, not a curated record.